UCCCCGUCAUCGACCCCUCUCCGCACUCCUCCUCGUCGUCUCCCUCGACGUCCACUCCCUCUGCUUGCGGCAGCUCACCGUCUGCCACAGUGACCCGCACCUACCUCUAACGACCCGAAACAAUGUCCCAGUCACAAGCUAUCCGCAGAAAGCUCGUCAUCGUUGGUGAUGGCGCGUGCGGCAAAACGUCUCUUCUAUGCUCAUUCGCUCUCGGCGAAUUUCCCAAGGAAUACCAACCAACCAUCUUCGAGAACUAUGUCGCCGAAAUCAGGCUAGAUGGAAAACCAGUUCAGCUUGCUCUUUGGGAUACCGCAGGCCAGGAGGAAUACGAGCGCUUACGACCCCUCUCAUAUUCAAAAUCUCAUGUCAUCCUCAUCGCCUUUGCCAUCGAUACACCAGACUCCCUCGAUAACGUGACGGUCAAGUGGAUAGAAGAAGUUCGCUCCAUCUGCGGCUCGUCUAUCCCAAUACUCCUCGUCGGCUGCAAGGCCGAUUUACGCCCACCACCCGGCUCACCGAAUCUCGACCAAUACGUCUCCCGUGCUCAGGGCGAGCGUGUCGCCCAAGCCAUCGGCGCUCGUGGUUACAAGGAAUGCUCCGCCCUCAAGAUCGAGGGUGUCGACGACGUUUUUGAGGCUGCCACCCGGGCCAGCAUGCUGAUGCGCGAGGGCGUCCCAACAGGAGGCCAUCAUAGGAGGCGAAGCAGUAUCGGUGCAGAAGAGGAAGAUGGGCGUGGCUGGAAGUGUUGCGUCAUCUGCUGAGCCGAGCGUCGGAAUCGCAGUGCUUGUGCGCGAGCACCCUGUUCUUUGACAGCUUAUUUUGCGGACAGACUUUUAUCGAGGUUCGGAGCAUACGAACAUUGACCUGGCUUGGAUCAUCCGUCCCUCACUGUUUUCAUUCUCAUCUCUCAUCUCAGCGCCGUCUCCUGUGUCCGCUAUCGUUGUCAUCAUUACCUACCUAUCCCUUACCGGUAUCUCCCGUAUAUCUAGUACUUAGCCUUCUGCAGCCCUAAUAUACUAUCGGGGCACAUUCCUUUGGCUCGACUGACUCCAAUUCCAUCACCUCUUUCUCUGGGUCGUACAUAUGACUCCCUCAAGCUUUUUUUUUAUUUGUCCAACCUUUCCUUUGCUCGUAUUCGGAACACAGCAUAUAGACCGCUGCAUCAUCAGUAUUGCAAUACGACGCCCCGAUUCGUCUCCAUUUCUGUUUCGUGAUGCCGGUUCUGACGCUGCUGCUGCCAGUGCGGCACCGAACGUGUAUAUAUCUCGUAUUUCAUCUAUCUGUGGCAGUACAGUACAUACUUACUACCGUGUCUAAC
Molecule: messenger RNA, 1318 nt
Organism: Stereum hirsutum FP-91666 SS1
Lineage: Eukaryota; Fungi; Basidiomycota; Agaricomycetes; Russulales; Stereaceae
Product: ras-domain-containing protein
Exons: 8
Coding region: 123-761 (212 amino acids)
Biological process (GO): small GTPase-mediated signal transduction
Molecular function (GO): GTP binding; GTPase activity
Source: RefSeq, a predicted model, not a curated record